AUGUCCGCAGCACUGCGAGACUCACUGGACGUAAAUCAAAAGCCCGCGUUUGACGAGAGCAUUACGAAACGUCAGUAUCACAGUUAUCAGCCUUAUUCUAACGUAGCUUUGGGCAAUAACGACGAAAUUCGAAUCGCAAUUAAUCAACAGGAUUUAUACACUUUCCCGGCCGAAUCAUAUUUAUACAUGCAAGGGACUAUCAAUAAACCGGCCACCGUAACGGAAGAAGUACUUUUUGUCAACAACGGCGCUAUGUUUCUUUUUGACGAAAUCCGCUACGAAUUAAACUCUAUUGAAAUAGAUAAAAUUAGAAACCCGGGCACCACGACUACGAUUAAAGGAUAUAUUUCAAUCCCGCACGGUUCAGUGCACCGUUAUCAAAACGCCGGUUGGGAUAGCGAUGGCAAUAAAACCGGUACCUUUGAACUUUGCAUACCCUUGAGUCAUAUUUUCGGGUUCGCCGAAGACCAUAGAAAAUUGAUUAUUAACGCCCGGCAAGACCUAAUUUUGCAUCGAGCCGCGUCGGAUGUAAACGCGCUGAAAACGGCAAAGGACGGGUGUACUGUUACACUGAAUAAACUACUGUGGAGAGUGCCACACGUGCACGUUAGCGAUGCCGUGCGGCUGAAGCUAUUGAAAACCUUGGACUCCCGCCGAUCGCUUUCGAUCGGCUUCCGCAGUUGGGAAUGUUUUGAAUAUCCGCAUCUGCCGAGGACGACUAAAGUUUCUUGGGCCGUUAAAACCUCAUCGCAUACCGAAAAACCUCGGUACGUCGUGAUAGCUUUUCAGACUAAACGGAAAAAUAAUAUCACUGCGGAUAUGAGCAAGUUUGACCAUUGUUCGAUAACCUCACUGAAAGUUUUUCUAAACAGCGACACGUAUCCGUAUGACCCCCUAUCUAUCGACUUUUCUACUGAUAAAUACUCAGUUUUAUACGACAUGUACGCUGCUUUUCAAGAAUCAUAUUACUCGGGUGACAGAUCUGAAAAUUCGCCUUUGCUGUCAAAGGCAUUGUUCAAGUCAGAAGCACCCAUUUUCCUAUUUGACGUUAAAUUAGCACAAGAGGCAGUGAAAACUACGACGUCAGAUUUACGUUUGGAGAUUGAAUCGAGUAUAAAUAUACCGGAAUCAACAUCAGCUUUUUGCCUCGUGUUACACGACAAAAUGUUUGAGUAUAAUCCGUUAAGCGGCCAAGUUAAUAAACUCCUAUAG
Molecule: messenger RNA, 1212 nt
Organism: Adelges cooleyi (spruce gall adelgid)
Lineage: Eukaryota; Metazoa; Arthropoda; Insecta; Hemiptera; Adelgidae
Exons: 1
Coding region: 1-1212 (403 amino acids)
Source: RefSeq, a predicted model, not a curated record